Molecule: messenger RNA, 1420 nt
Organism: Aspergillus alliaceus
Lineage: Eukaryota; Fungi; Ascomycota; Eurotiomycetes; Eurotiales; Aspergillaceae
Product: proteasome regulatory particle lid subunit RPN11
Exons: 4
Coding region: 237-1244 (335 amino acids)
Biological process (GO): proteasome-mediated ubiquitin-dependent protein catabolic process; protein deubiquitination
Cellular component (GO): proteasome regulatory particle, lid subcomplex
Molecular function (GO): proteasome binding; metallopeptidase activity; protein binding
Source: RefSeq, a predicted model, not a curated record
GUCAGGCUUGGAGCUCAACUGCGGCUUCACCUCCAACUUCCAUCUCUUAUCGUCUGCAUUCAUCUCUUUUUUCCCACAUUACUCCAUUAUACCUCCCUUUGCGAGCUUCCUCAUACGUCGCCACCCUCUGAUACUCUGAGUCACUCAUUUGCUAUUCGGAGUUUCUGUAUAGGAAGCUACUAUUCUUGACCUGUUCUGUAUCUCUUUCUCCAAUAACUCACAUCCCGUCAGCAGCAAUGGAGCGACUUGGUCGGAUGCUUCAAGCCGCCCAAAGUAUGGGCAUGGGGGGUGCGGCCCCUGGUGGUGAUACUCCUAACCUGAUCGAUAACUCCGAAACCGUACAUAUUUCAUCGCUGGCUCUAUUGAAGAUGUUGCGACAUGGUCGGGCAGGUGUGCCUAUGGAAGUCAUGGGUUUGAUGUUGGGAGAGUUCGUGGAUGAAUAUACAGUUCGAGUGGUUGAUGUAUUCGCAAUGCCUCAGAGUGGUACUGGUGUCAGUGUUGAAGCCGUGGACCCCGUGUUCCAGACUAAGAUGAUGGAUAUGCUUCGCCAAACAGGACGGCCAGAGACUGUCGUUGGCUGGUAUCACUCCCACCCUGGUUUUGGUUGCUGGCUCUCGUCUGUCGAUAUCAACACCCAGCAAUCUUUCGAGCAGCUUACCCCGCGCGCUGUCGCCGUGGUCGUCGACCCCAUCCAGUCCGUCAAGGGUAAAGUUGUUAUUGAUGCCUUCCGUCUCAUUCAGCCCCAGACUGUGGUCAUGGGCCAGGAACCUCGGCAAACAACAUCUAACUUGGGCCACCUGAAUAAGCCGUCGAUCCAGGCACUUAUCCACGGUCUUAACAGGCACUACUACAGCAUCGCUAUCAACUACCGCAAGACAGGGUUGGAAGAAAAUAUGUUGAUGAAUCUGCAUAAGCAUGUCUGGACGGAAGCAUUACAAAUGAAGGAUUUCCAUGAGGAAGGUCAGCACAACGUUGAUCAGAUGAAGCAGCUCGUCAGUCUUGCCGAGGGGUAUGAAAAGCGGGUUAAGGAAGAGACAGAGCUCACCAAGGAUCAACUCAAGACGAGAUACGUCGGAAAGGUUGACCCCAAGAAGCACAUCGAAGAUGUAAGCCAACAGCUGAUUGAAGAUAAUAUUGUCGCGGUCUCGCGGCAGAUGAUUGAUAAGGAGGCCUCAGUGGCCCGGCAAUCAAACGGAAAAGAAGCUCAGAACGGUGCCGGUAUGGAUGUGGACGAAGACCUAUAGAUGAUUCGCCAGCAGUUAGGAGGUGUAUCUUAAUAACUGUCUGGGAAUCAGGACAGUAGUAGUCCUGCAUCAUAGAGACAACCAUCAUGCACGGAGACAACUAUAAAUAAAUGACGUUCCAACUCAUACCAUACCAGUCAGUCACUGUACAAGGAAUUAUUUGGUGGGCUCAAUUG